Acanthosepion pharaonis is the source of this 1284-nucleotide messenger RNA. The record is from the annotation of a GenBank genome assembly. Lineage: Eukaryota; Metazoa; Mollusca; Cephalopoda; Sepiida; Sepiidae.
AUGAUCGAAGGUCAAUGGGGGACGUUCUGCUCUACUUUCUGGGAUGAGAGGGAAGCGGGUGUUGUCUGUCGCCAGAUGGGCUUCUCCUCGGGUCAGAUGAGCACUACGCCCUUGGAUAGCAAGGGCACCGGCCCUGUAUGGAAUAAUAUGUUCCGGUGCAAGGGAAGAGAGAACCACCUCAAUGAAUGUCCGCACUCCGGUUGGAAAAAAUUAUCCCCGACGCUGUAUGGCUGUGGAACGCAUGACAGAGACGCGGCGGUAUUUUGCUACACGACUGGAUUAUCUAUCUAUUGUAUUCUGUUCAUAUCUAUCUAUAUACCUAUCCGUACAAUCUAUCUAAGUUUGUUUCUAUCUAUCUAUCUAUCUAUUCCAUUUUGUUAUCUAUCAGCGAACAGACUGAGAAAGCUAGCUAGCAUUCCCAGUCUGUUCGCAUCUAUCUAUCUAUUUAUCUAUCUAUCUAUCUAUUGUAUUCUAUUCAUAUCUAUUUAUAUACCUAUCUGUACAAUCUAUCUCAGACUGUUCAUUUCUAUCUAUCUAUUUAUCUAUCCCAUUUUGUUAUCCAUCUAUCUAUUUAUCUAUGUCAGUCUGUUCGCAUCUAUUUAUCUAUCUAUAUAUCUAUUUCUGUUCCAUUUUGUUGUCUAUCUAUUGUAUUCUCUUAAUAUCUAUUUAUAUAUCUAUCUGUACAAAAUUAUCUCUGUUCGUAUCUAUCUAUCUAUCUAUCUAUCUAUCUAUCUAUCAAUCUAUCUAUCUAUCUAUCUAUCUAUCUCAUUGUUAGGCUUUCGUAUCGCUCCGUUUAUGGGUAGCACGACCCUCACUCACGGACCUAUUGAAGUCUUCCGCAAGAACAACCAGUGGGAAUUGGUGUGCGACACGGGAUUCGAUGACCAGACCGCCGAAAAGCUAUGCUGGACUUUGGGUUUCAAAUCAGGGAAAGCACUCUGUUGCUCGGCGUACGGCAAUCAAAUGCGUACCGUAGAGGAAUCGGUUACCAUCACCUGCGAAGCGGGAGAUAUUACCAUGACGGAAUGUAUGCACCAGAAACCUUGCAAUUCGACCAGUUAUGCGUCAGUCUCCUGCUUUAAUACAGUAAGCAGCAUUACAGAAGAUUAUUAUUUUAACUUGAAGCAAAAUUCUUUAGGUCGUGGCAAGGUUCUUGUUGAUCACUACAACACAACGGGUCUAAUUUGUCCAAACGGCUGGGAUGACCGUGACGCCGAGAAGGAAUUAUCGCUUCUGUCGUUUGCUACAACCAUUCAGGUAAGAUUAUUUGGAAUAUUCUUCUAA